Messenger RNA from Insectozyma verbasci, 654 nucleotides. Lineage: Eukaryota; Fungi; Ascomycota; Pichiomycetes; Serinales; Debaryomycetaceae. The record is from the annotation of a GenBank genome assembly.
AUGUCUAAUUCAACAGUACCAACGUUGAAAGUAAUAUUACUCGGUGAUUCAGGGGUUGGUAAAACUUGUUUACGCUCACAAUUUAUAUAUCAUAUUUUUACAAAUGCUUAUAAAGCUACUAUUGGUGGUGAUUAUUUAACUACUAUUGUCAAUUUAGAAAAUGGUAAUAAAGUUAAUUUACAAAUUUGGGAUACUGCUGGUCAAGAAAGAUUUAAUUCUAUAUCUCAAGCUUUUUAUAGAGGUGCUGAUUUUGUUUUAUUAGUUUAUGAUAUUACAAAUUAUGAAAGUUUAUUAAGUUUAAAAGAUUGGUUUAAAAGAUUUAUUUCUCAUUGUCGUGUUGAAUCACCUGGUGUGAUUAUAAUUGGUAAUAAAAUGGAUAAAGUGAAUGAGAGAUGUAUUGACAUUGAAGAAGUUAGGGAUAUAUUAACUAAUGAAGAUGAUGAGGUGAAUAUUGAUAAUUAUAUUGAAGAUUGGGAUGAUUGUUUGGUUGAACUAAGUUCAAAAAAGUUGGAAUCAAUAGAGAAUGUGUUUUUGAAAGUUGCUCAAAUGGGUGUAACUAAAUCCACCGAAACUCGACCUCGAAAGUUACAAGAUUUCGAUAACAUUGACCUACGAAAUGGAAAUCAUGAGGUUAAAAAUAAUUGCGCAUGUUAA